This is a messenger RNA of Zychaea mexicana, 1110 nucleotides long. RefSeq names its product Bin/amphiphysin/Rvs domain for vesicular trafficking-domain-containing protein. NCBI's taxonomy places the organism in Eukaryota, Fungi, Mucoromycota, Mucoromycetes, Mucorales, Lichtheimiaceae. The transcript is spliced from 4 exons. Gene Ontology annotation, molecular function: protein binding. Gene Ontology annotation, cellular component: cytoplasm. The coding region runs from base 23 to 1036 and encodes 337 amino acids. The record is from RefSeq and is a predicted model, not a curated record.
UUUUUUCCUCUUUAUUGCAAAUAUGGCCCAACCUACUGAUAACAUCAAGGUUCUUGAUGCUGAACCUCAGGCACCUGCUGGCGCUGGCUCCGGCUCAGACAACCAAGGAAUUAACCCCAAUGUUUUGUUAAACAAUACCUUGGAUGGUUUUGCCAAUUUAAGUUCCAAGUUUAACCCUUUUGCCCAAAGACUUGGCAAAGGAAUUGGUCAAGUGAGACAGUAUGCUCAAGAGCGUCUUGGUACUGCCGAAGAUAUAACAGAAUUGCCAGACGAGUAUAAGGAACUGGAAAAGCGUGUAGACGCACUUCGUUCAGUCUAUGUGAACUUGCUCAAGGUAUCACGUACAUUCAACAACCCUUCGUACGACUACCCAGUGCAACUGCAGGAAUCCUUGGCAGGUAUCGGCAACACAUUUACGACGCAGUUCCAAAACUUGGCCUUGUCACCUGCUGAACGAGCUCAAGCCGAACAGCAACACACUCAAGGUGUUGAGAAGCAGCAUCCCAAGACCUUGUCGCACGCUCUCUCUCGUGUCGCCGCCACUGGUGCGCAGACAGUCGGUGUCGAAGAUGCUCUUGGCACUGCCCUCUUCAAGGUUGCCACUGUGUCCGAAAAGGUUGGCGAUGCGCGUGUCAACAUGGACCAGGCUAUUGUCACAAAGUUCAACCAGCCCAUGCUGACGACUCUCAACACAGCCAUCGAACAGGCUUUAAAAGCACGACGUAAUGUUCAAUCCGUUCGCUUGGGUUUGGAUGCUUGCAAGGGUAGAUAUCGUGCUGCUCGUCCUGAGCGACAGGAUGCAGCUCGUUUGGAAGUGGAGCAGGCAGAGGACCAGUUCGUUGCUGCUGUGGAAGAAGCUACAAGCCUGAUGAAGGCUGCAUUGGAAAACCCCGAGCCUUUCCGUAAUUUGGCCGACCUUAUUGCUGCUCAGGCAGCCUUUUACAAAGAAGCACAUGAGCUCUUGACCGAGCUUGCUCCAGAGUUGGAUGAAAUUCAAGUCACCCAAGAAUCGCUGCAUCGCAACCGCCAGGAGUAAACUGUACCUUAUCUCUCUCUCUCUCUCUCUCUCUCUCUCUCUCUCUCUCUCUCUCUCUCUCUCUCUCUCUCUCU